UCCUGUUGUCGCCCUCCUUGGUUCCGUUUGGUGGCGCGUACGGCUUCUUUGAUUAUUUCAUCUUCAUUGGUUCCACCCGACAGGCCACUUAUCUUGGCCGCGAACUUGGUUGAUUUCGUGAACGCUCGACGGUCCCACAGCACACACUUCUCAGCAUCAACAACAUGAUACCAACCAAUGGUCUUCGUCUUCCCUUGCGAAACCGCACAGGACCGCAGCGCCCAAAAGGCAAUGGUGAUGAGAACGCGACGAGUCAGCACAUCCGUCAAUCAUCAAGCGGGUCGAUCAAGAACGCAACAUUCGUCGUUCCCGCCAAUCCGCACGCAACUAAGAUUGGUCCCCAACGUUCCGCCCUCGGCGAGUUGACGACCGCCGCCGUCAACCGCAAGGACAUCGUCAGCAAACUCAUUGGCAAUGGCAAAGAUGGGACUGUCGAGACUGGCCUGAAACGCAGUUAUUCCUCCACCUUCUUGUCUAAAUCUGGUCCCCAGAGAGUGCGACUGGGAUCGAACAGAGAACCGCCGAUCCAUCACAGUCGCUCGACGUCUGUACAAAUCUUGGCGCCACUCGCACGAGUUGCGCAACGCGCUCCAAUCUCUGUCUCCCAAGAAGUCUUCAAGCCUGCUCGAUCGGAGGAGGCUGCGUGCGAAGAGGAUGGCAUGGAGGUUGAAGAGCACCACGUGGCAUCUGUUCAUAUUGUGAAGGAACACCAGACAUUGGAGAACGUCGAUCGGAAUCAAGACGAAGAGCAGGACCAGAACGACCCAGUCGUGCAGGCGAAAAGGCCGCGCAUUUGGCCGGACGUCGCCACAGAUCGUGUCCGGAGGUACCAUCAGGAAGUCAACGAGAUCAAGGAGACCUUCCAAGACCCGGUGGAUGAGUUUGACAUGACCAUGGUCUCUGAGUACACAGAGGACAUCUUCCAGUACAUGCAUAAAUUGGAGGAGGACGUCAUGGCUAAUCCCGACUACAUGAACGGCCAGACCGAGAUCAACGUCACAAUGCGCCGGACGCUGGUAGACUGGCUCCUGCAAGUCCAUUUGCGAUACCACAUGCUGCCCGAGACGCUCUGGAUUGCGGUGAACAUCGUGGACCGCUUCCUCUCCAAACGCAUCGUGUCAGUAGUGAAGCUGCAGCUCGUUGGGGUCACAGCAAUGUUCAUCGCCUCGAAGUAUGAGGAGAUUCUGGCGCCUUCUGUCGACGAGUUUGUCUUCAUGACGGAGAACGGCUACUCGAGAGACGAGAUUCUGAAGGGCGAGCGGAUCGUGCUGCAGACGCUGGAUUUCAAGGUCAGCCACUACUGCUCGCCAUACAGUUGGAUGCGCAAGAUCAGCAAGGCGGACGACUACGACGUCCACACGCGCACGCUGAGCAAGUUUCUCACUGAGGUGACGCUGCUGGACUAUCGUUUCUUGAGGGUGAAGCCCAGUCUUAUCGCGGCCAUUGGGAUGUACAGUGCAAGGCGUAUGCUGGGCAAUGAAUGGAGCGAGGCAUUCGUGUUCUACUCUGGCUACACGGAAGAACACCUCGUGCCAGGAUUCCAAUGGAUUGUCGAGGACGUUCUCGAGCAAGGCUUCACGAAGCAACACGUCUGUCAGAAAUACGCCAAUAAGAAGUUCCUCAAGGCGUCCGUCUUCGCGAUUGAGUGGGCCAGGCUUCACCAAGACGACAUCUUGGUGAAAGGGCAGACAGACACUGAGGAAUAAAGGCUCCAAGCGUUGUUAUCUGUGCAAGAGUGGGUUCGUCAACUCUGUACAUAUAACCUCACGUCCUCCCUCUGGUACGCCUCUAAGCCUAUCCUCUGUUCGCUCGUUGCCUCCUCGUGUCUGUAGCCUUAUUUUGCCUCUCCGACCUCUCUGCAGCCCUACUCUCAUUUUGUCUGCAGCCUCGUCGCCAUUGUUUGACUGUCACAUCCUAUGCAAUCCUCGUCUGCCUGUCUACCCUCGUCUCGAUCUGUCGCUUUCAUCAAAAGCUGCUCUCUUGAGUCCUUUUUAAUCAACUUUUUGGUACUCCACGCUUGACGGUGCAGACCGCGUUAAUCCCGUUCCUUGAUCGUCUUGUCCCCGACUGCAACGCUCUCUCCU
Messenger RNA from Laetiporus sulphureus 93-53, 2084 nucleotides. RefSeq names its product A/B/D/E cyclin. Gene Ontology annotation, biological process: G2/M transition of mitotic cell cycle; regulation of cyclin-dependent protein serine/threonine kinase activity. The coding region runs from base 165 to 1706 and encodes 513 amino acids. The record is from RefSeq and is a predicted model, not a curated record. Lineage: Eukaryota; Fungi; Basidiomycota; Agaricomycetes; Polyporales; Laetiporaceae. The transcript is spliced from 5 exons. Gene Ontology annotation, cellular component: centrosome; cytoplasm; nucleus. Gene Ontology annotation, molecular function: cyclin-dependent protein serine/threonine kinase regulator activity.